AGGAGAUAUGGUGCUGCGGUGAAGGUGCCCGGAAAGGACUGAGUUCCAAACCAAGAGGAGAAGGAUUUCUUUCAAAGAGACAAGUCAAACCACUGCAAGGAGUGAGACCUUCCACCACCAUGAUGAAGGAAACCACUGAAAAUGUCUCUCUGGAUGAUGCCGGCUGGAGCCAGGUGACAUUCAAGGGCUUGCCAACCAAGACCCAGGAUGCUAUUUUUUCCUCUGAAGAAGAUAACAGUCUGUAUUUCACAUACAGUGGAAAAUCAAAUGUUCUCGAGGUCAAAGAACUCAAUUACCAGGUUAACACAGCCUCCCAGAUUCCCUGGUAUGAAAACCUUGCACAGAUGAAAAUGCCCUGGACCUGGAAAUCGGAUCCCCAUUCUCAUGUGCCAAUAAUCCAGAAUCUGAAUUUAAAAGUUCGAAGUGGUCAGAUGCUGGCUAUUAUAGGAAGCACUGCUGGUGGAAAGACAUCCUUGCUUGACGUGAUAACCUGCCGGGAUCAUGGAGGCAAAAUCAAGUCUGGUCAAAUCCUGAUCAACAACGAACCCAGCACUCCCCAGCUUGUUAGGAAAUGCAUAGCACACGUGCGGCAGGAUGACCGACUGCUCCCCCACCUGACUGUCAGAGAAACACUAUUGUUCGUUGCCAAACUGCGCCUUCCGAAGUUUUUUUCAGACUCACAAAGGAAAAAAAGGGUAGAAGAUGUCAUAGCAGAGCUGCGCUUGCGCCAGUGUGCAAACACCAGGGUAGGGAACGAGUUCCUCCGUGGCGUUUCAGGAGGCGAGAGGCGGAGAGUGAGCAUCGGUGUGCAGCUGCUCUGGAACCCGGGAAUACUCAUACUUGAUGAACCCACAUCUGGACUGGACAGUUUUACUGCACAUAACCUCGUGAUAACAUUAUCCAGACUGGCCAGGGGAAACAGAUUGGUUCUUCUUUCACUUCAUCAGCCUCGGUCAGAUAUCUUCCAACUGUUUGAUUUAGUUCUUCUGAUGACUUCUGGACUCACUGCCUAUUGUGGAACAGCUAAAGACAUGGUCCAGUAUUUCACAGAACUAGGCUACCCCUGCCCAAGGUACAGCAAUCCUGCGGAUUUCUAUGUUGAUUUGACCAGUAUCGAUAAACAAACUGCAGAAAAGGAAAUGGAAAGCCGAAAAAGAGCAAAUACUCUUGCCAACUUGUUCCUAGAAAAAGUCAAACAUUUCGAUGACUUCUUAUGGAAAGUUACUGAAGGAGACAAUGUUGUGACCACAGUCAGCAACCAAAGGUCCCAUUUAAAUUCAGAAGAGGCUAUCAACAUGCCUCACCAUUCAAGUGAUCAGUUACCAGGAGCCUUAAAGCAGUUCACUGUAUUAUUAAGUCGUCAAGUCUCCAAUGACUUCCGAGAUCUUUCAACGUUACUAAUCCAUGGACUUGAGGCCCUUCUUAUGUCAUUAUUAAUUGGAUUUUUGUACUAUGGCCAUGACAAAGAUGGACUCUCUAUUCGUGACACAACAGCACUGCUGUACAUGAUAGGUGCCCUAAUCCCAUUCACAAUAAUUCUGGAUGUUAUUGCCAAAUGCCAUUCAGAAAGAGCAAUGCUCUACCAUGACUUGGAAGGUGGAAUGUACUCUGUUAGCCCAUACUUCUUUGCUAAGAUUUUGGGGGAGCUUCCAGAACACUGUGCUUUUGUUAUAAUUUAUGGAGUUCCCACCUACUGGCUGGCAAACCUCAUUCCUGAACCAGAGCAUUUCCUGUUGAACUUCCUCUCGGUGUGGCUGGCUGUGUACAGUGCCCGUGCCAUGGCACUCUGGGUGGCAGCGCUGCUGCCGACCUUGCAGCUCUCGGCCUUCCUCGGCAACGUCCUUUUCACAUCGUUCUACCUGAGUGGUGGUUUUGUGAUAAGCCUGGAAGGUCUCUGGACAGUUCCUUUUUGGGUUUCUAAAAUCUCUUUCCUCAGAUGGAAUUUUCAAGGAAUGAUGCAAAUUCAGUUCACUGACCGGACAUACGAAAUGACUGUUGGAAACACUACUUUUCAAAUACCAGGGAAAUUUAUCAUUCAGUCUCUGGACUUGGACUCCCAUCCUCUCUACGUGAGCUACCUCGUCCUCAUUGGUAUCAUUUGCAGCUUCCUGCUUUUAUACUAUUUAUCUCUGCGCUUCAUCAAGCAGAAAUCAACCCAAGACUGGUAACAGCAGAGGAGGCAGCAGGUGACAGCGUACCUUGCAGGAAGGCAGGGGAAGAACGAGCCCAAUUUUGGUCCCCCCCGGCAGCCUCCCAGAAGAGGCGGGCGCCGGCAGCGCGGCUGCCACAGGAUGGCAGCAGAACCCCAGGAGUCGGGAUGCGGGCUGUGCUCCCCGCAAGGCUGCCACGGACCGCAGCUUCAGCCUGGGCUGGGGGUUCGGGGUGGGCUUUGGGCUUUUUGUUUGCUUGACACACGGUUUUCAUAGGUGACAGGGCAUUUAUGAGUUCUCCACACUUGGAUAUAUUCUGAGCUAUGGGCGACCGAUUUAAAAGGACCCGUUGCACAUUGUAAGAGCUGAUAUUUUAGUACAUAAUGUUUGAGCAUAUAGUGAUCACAUACUUAGUUCAAAGAACUGCGAGAGAAAAGGAUCAGAACACUGCUUUCUGUGGCAUAUAUGACAUUCAGCACUCACAAACACAGCACAGAGGAAAGCAACACAGAAGAUUUCACAGGUGCUUCAGGAGAACAUGUGCAAUGAUGGAAUAUAGAACUGUUAACUACUCUGUGUUAUUUCUAGUUCCUUAUGUAUUUUAAAGCUCUGCCUUUAUAUUCCAGUUAGAUGCUGAUGAUGCCCAAAAUAGGUAUUUGCUUACUUUAGAGACGAUAACAAUAAAAUUAUUUCAAAUACAUACUAAUUGAUUGCUAUUAACAACAUCUUUCUCCUUGGCAGUACAAAUCAUAGCAAUUCACCAAAUUUGCUUCCUAAGGUUCUCAGGUAGAAAAUACCAACCUGCCCCUGAGUAAUUAAAAAUCUAACAAUGAAAUCUAUUAAAUGCUUGCAAUUGUGCACCUAGUUUUGCUCAGAAAAUUAGUAUCAGUAAAUAAAUGGGCAUAAUUCACACACAGUCACAGUAAGUGCAUGUACAAAUUAGGUGUACAGUUGUGAGCAUUUUGUAAGAUUAGGUUGCUGCUUUUAAAUGUUUAGAUGCAUAUCUCUGUUCUUAUAUACAGAGACCCAAAGCAGAUCGACUACUUGACUUUCAUUUACAUGUUCCAUACAGUGGAAAACUCCUCCUGUAAUCGGCUAUAAUGACCCAGAUACUGUUACGUAAAUCCCAAGGUUUGGUUUGGCUUUUUUUUUUAAGAAUUAAGAAGGACAGAACAUCCAUAUUUUAUUGUUCAAUUUGGCAGUUAGGACUGCCACGUUACUUUCCACAGAUUCCACGAGGUAAUAUAUUCCCAGGAAGACCUCGGUCUAAAGAUAUUAAACAGGUCUGAUAAAGUAAGAUCUUCAGCCCUAGGCAGUAGUAGGAAUCCAAAACACUCCAUGGUUCUUCUAAGGCGAAUUCUACCAUAUCUUUCUGGUUCUGCAGUAUUUGAUUUCAAAAAACCCCACUUGAUCUGAUUUCAGUGCCAUUUUGAAAUUAUCAGAUUUUCAUUGCCUUUUAAUGGCAAAGCCAAUUCUUUCAGUCCAAUUCAGCAUCAUUAAAUUGUCAGAAUAGCAGCUUCCUGUUUGAUUCUUAAUUAUUCCUUUUUAUUAUAUUUAAGACAUUUAAUUUUUUUUUAAUGGUUUACUCUUCCUUGUAAUGAUCUGUUGUGAUUAGAAUCUCUUUUAUAUUACACUGAAGUUUUAAGGGUAUAUAUUGGUACUUCUAGUCUAAACCUCUAUUUUCAAGGUAUUUAGAGGAUUAAAUUCUAGGCUGACUCUCUGUUGUGAAUUCACUUUGAUGUUUAAUAAAAAAAAAAAGGAGAGACACAAUGGGAGAAAUUAAAGACAUAAGGGACAGCUCUGAAUUUUAGGGGCAUAUUGUCAUGCACAGAAAUCUUCAGGCAUCUAGAUAAGAAUAUACCAUAGCCUUAACUUUGAAUUUCCUUCCUUUUGUGAAAUUAGUCAGGCUGCUGACAUUACUUAAACAGCCUUUUUCAAUUUAAAAUUCCACCCUCUUAACAUUAUGCAGCAGGACCAAACGGUGUGAGUGUUUCAGAGGUGGUGUUAUGACAAGGGUAGAUGUAUACAUAAUGGGGACUUGAGCAGUGAGCCGAGGAACAGCCAGCAUGUGGAGUGGAGGAAGAGCUAUCAUAGGAGGUGGCCAGGCCUCUGUUUACAUAGAAAAAGCUCAUAUUCUAUAUACUACAAUUACAUUAGCACACUGCCUAUGAUCAUAUCUUGUUUCCUUGAUGCUGAGAGAUGGGGAAUAUAGGCUGUGAUUAUUGUUACAGGCUUUAGCAAUAAGAAGGUAGGAGCCUUGAAAUACCAGCAAUUAGCGUUCGUGCCUAACAAUAGCAUGCUGUGGGGCUGUGUACAGAGAAGAGCACAGGGAAGAGUGGGUGGAUGACACACAACCUGCCCCACUCGCGCUACCAGGAGUUGCAAAUAGUGCAGGUUUAGGGGAAUUAUGCAUCUCUCAGCCAGUGAAGCUCAUGCCGUAUGCUUUGGCCUCUACUCACACUUCCACAGUGGAGCUGCUGCUGCUGCAAAAUCAAAUGGUCAGCGAGGCAACAGAGAUCUUCCCACGAGUUCUAAUCAAGUGUGCCGCUUUCAGCUGGGGUAGAGUUAAUUUUCUUCACAGUGGCUGGUAUGAGGCUGUGUUUGGGAUUUGUGCUGAACACAGGGUUGAUAACACAGAGAUGUUUUUGUUACUGCUGAGCUGGACUUACACAGAGCCAAGGCCUUUUCUGAUUUUCGUACUGACAUGCUGGCAAGGAAGCUGGGGGUGCAUGAGAGGCUGGAAGGAGACACAGGCAGGACAGGUGACCCGAACUGACCAUAGGGGUAUUCCAUACCGUAUGACAUCAUGCUCAGUAUAUAAAGCUGGAGGAAAGAAGGAAGGGGGGUUUUGGAGUGAUGGCAUUUUGUCUUCCCGAGUAACCAUUACACAUGAUGGGGCUCUGCUCCCCUGGAGAUGGCUGAACACCUGCCUGCCCAUGGGAAACGGUAAAUUAAUUCUUUUGCUUUGCUUGUGUACAUGGCCUUUGCUUUCUUUA
This is a messenger RNA of Lepidothrix coronata (blue-crowned manakin), 5146 nucleotides long. It is a transcript of the gene ABCG8, whose product is annotated as ATP binding cassette subfamily G member 8. The record is from RefSeq and is a predicted model, not a curated record. Gene Ontology annotation, biological process: cholesterol homeostasis. Gene Ontology annotation, cellular component: plasma membrane. Lineage: Eukaryota; Metazoa; Chordata; Aves; Passeriformes; Pipridae. Gene Ontology annotation, molecular function: ABC-type transporter activity; ATP binding; ATP hydrolysis activity. The transcript has 13 exons. Bases 120 to 2168 code for a protein of 682 amino acids.